UGCGAGUGGACACAUUCUAAAUCUUUUCCAUGACCACUAAAAUGAAAAAGCUGAAAGCCUUGCGUUUCCACUUCCUGGUUAACCGUGUCAGAGGGGUUUCCGUCCCCCCGGGACCAACUGACGAUGAGGACCAGGAGGAUCUUGAGAUUAUCGAGACAGACAGUGUUUUCACCCAGAGGAGAAACAGUGGUGCCCUCAACCCAGCCAGCGAACUGUUACAGCACGUAAGCAGCUCUGAGGACUCCAUUGAGCCCAUGCUGAGCGAUGCCAGCAGUAUCUUACGGAUCAAUCAGAUUCACCAGAUCUCGAAGUACCUACCUCCCAGACUGGUUCAAUGCACAUGGACGUUGGCGUACAGUGCGCUGAGGCAUGGGACAAGCUUAAGGACGCUGUACAAGGGGACACUCGGGCUGGACUGCUGCACGCUCACAGUCAUCAAGGACACUUGUGGGCAGGUGUUUGGUGCUUUUUGCUCAGCCCCUCUUAAAGUUAGUCUUUCAUAUUAUGGAACUGGACAGACCUUUCUGUUUUCGUUUUCACCUCAUCUUAAGGUUUACCGAUGGACUCGUGGCAAUUCAUAUUUUGUUAAAGGGAGCAUGGAGUCUCUAGUAUUUGGUGGGGGAAGGGGUCACUUUGGACUGUGGGUGGAUGAGGACCUGCACCACGGCCGGAGCCAAAGGUGUGAGACUUUUGACAAUGACAUUUUGUCCACUGACGAAGACUUCCUCAUAAAUGAUCUAGAGGUGUGGGCUCUCUCUUGAACCAUAGACUCCAAAGACAUUGUGGAUCAUUCUGACAGUUGUGCAUCCCUCUUGCUGAGCAGUUUGAUGUAAUGCUCAUAAAAAGUGAAUACUAUUCCUGACCAGUUCAUUACUGCGUUGUCCUCUAGGAACUAUACAUCCUCAUGAAUAUUCAUUUUAAACAAAGAAGUGGGGAACAAAAAAGUGAUGUGAAAAAAACAAUUCAGAAAACAAUCAGUGAUGAAACCACAGAUUAUGUGACAGUGAUUUUGCCUGCGAUUAAUCAUAAGUAAAGCAUCAUUCUGAGAAGGGGACUUGUUGCUCACAUCUAUCUGAAAGUUGUGUGAGAAAACAUGGAGCGUGACAUUCAUCUGAACAAGAACUGCCUUUAGAGAUGAAACAUGCAAAAACGUUGCCAUGCAGGACACAGGAUUGGUACAGUAUACUGGCACAAGGCAGCAUUAGUAUUAUUGUCCCAACUGGCAACGUGUGGAAACGAAGUAGCCCGUAUACACAGGUGUUAAGGGCAAUGCUGCCCCCUGGCGUUGAAAAAGCACUUUAUGAAAACAAUUUCCCCUCUCUCGUUCCGAGCUUCACCGCCGCGAAAGCUUUGUCAGUACGUUCGUUCGGGAGUCCAGGCCAGGGGAUGACAGCCAGAGUCUAUAAGGUCUGUAUUUCUUCCCCAUAUUAUACUAAAACCACGAC
Molecule: messenger RNA, 1445 nt
Organism: Megalops cyprinoides (Indo-Pacific tarpon)
Lineage: Eukaryota; Metazoa; Chordata; Actinopteri; Elopiformes; Megalopidae
Product: TLD domain-containing protein 2-like
Exons: 6
Coding region: 30-761 (243 amino acids)
Biological process (GO): response to oxidative stress
Cellular component (GO): nucleus
Source: RefSeq, a predicted model, not a curated record